CAAUUACGCAGGUUAGACGCAGGUAAGACAAUACUUACCUCCAACAGCAGAACACUAGCACUUAUGACAGCACUACAAAAAGAACAUGUUAAAGAAGUAGAGGAUGCUCACGGUCUCACUGACUUGAAAGACAAAGACGAGCUGCUGAGAGAGGAAAUGAUGGAAUCAGUCUCACUAGCAGACGUGACAAUCUCAAACAUAAUCGUGCCUCUGAAAUGGUGCAGGAUCGACCACAAUAAGUACAAGACAGACUGCUGGAAGUACCAGGUGUUCUGUCUCAUUAGGAGUGGGAUACAGGUUCUAGAUUGUUCCGAGCUGACCAAAGUGGACAUUCUCACUGAGAAUAUCCAGCUUAAGGAUACAUUCGUUCUGAAGGAUAUGGGACCGGACUUUGUUAUAGACCUUGAGUUUUACUACACCCAAACUGAAGAUCCUGUAAAGAAGAAAGAUAAGAAGAAGGCCGAACAAACAGAAGCACCCGCGCCUGUGUUUGCGAUAGCAGCAACCGCCUCCCUCUCCCUAGCACACUGCAAUAUCUGGUCUCAGAAAGCAGUCCCUGAAGUCGGGUGCUAA
Bolinopsis microptera is the source of this 573-nucleotide messenger RNA. RefSeq names its product rhotekin-2-like. Bases 64 to 573 code for a protein of 169 amino acids. Gene Ontology annotation, cellular component: actomyosin contractile ring. The record is from RefSeq and is a predicted model, not a curated record. Lineage: Eukaryota; Metazoa; Ctenophora; Tentaculata; Lobata; Bolinopsidae. Gene Ontology annotation, biological process: septin ring organization; actomyosin contractile ring assembly; mitotic cytokinesis. The transcript has 5 exons.